AGGGGGCGCCUUCAGUUUUUUCGCGCACUUCUUUCGACGGGUUGACUUCCCGGCCCUCUGUCUUCGUCGGGUCCUUCCCCGUGUGUCCGCCAUCAGAGAGAGCAGACAUGGCGAUCAGGUAUCCUAUGGCCGUUGGCCUUAAUAAAGGCCACCCUACCACCAAGAACGUGAUGAAGCCCAGGCAGAGCAGCAGACGAGGGCGCCUGACCAAGCACACCAAGUUCGUUCGGGACAUGAUCCGCGAGGUGUGCGGCUUCGCCCCCUACGAGAGACGCGCCAUGGAGUUGCUGAAGGUCUCUAAGGAUAAGCGCGCCCUCAAGUUCAUCAAGAAAAGGGUCGGAACUCACAUCCGCGCCAAGAGAAAGAGGGAGGAGCUGAGCAACGUCCUGGCUGCAAUGAGAAAGGCGGCUGCCAAGAAGGACUAAGCUGUGUAACGCUGCUGUCAAAUAAAACUUGUAAAAACCA
This is a messenger RNA of Polyodon spathula (Mississippi paddlefish), 465 nucleotides long. Its product is annotated as 60S ribosomal protein L36. Lineage: Eukaryota; Metazoa; Chordata; Actinopteri; Acipenseriformes; Polyodontidae. The transcript has 4 exons. Gene Ontology annotation, cellular component: ribosome; cytosolic large ribosomal subunit. Bases 108 to 425 code for a protein of 105 amino acids. The record is from RefSeq and is a predicted model, not a curated record. Gene Ontology annotation, molecular function: structural constituent of ribosome. Gene Ontology annotation, biological process: cytoplasmic translation.